This is a messenger RNA of Rodentolepis nana, 267 nucleotides long. The record is from the annotation of a GenBank genome assembly. Lineage: Eukaryota; Metazoa; Platyhelminthes; Cestoda; Cyclophyllidea; Hymenolepididae.
AUGAAGCGUUGGAAACAAACAGUUGCUAUUUACGUAAUAAGUCGCCCGAAAAUUGCAGUGAAAUCCAGUGAAAAAUGUCAGCACAUUUCCUUAUGCGAUGAUCAGAUCCCUGUGGAAGCGAGAGUUAAAGAGAAGGGCUGUCACCCUCCAUUUGGCCGUCAUCGGCAAUUUGACAAGACCGACAACACACGAGGAUACACGAAACGACGUUCUGAUAGUCUGAAUGUCUGUCCAACGGACAGAGAGGAGAAUGGCGAUUCGACAUGA